GAUGAGCUCAUUGGGGUCAUGCAUCACAGAGAACGACUUUCGCCUGAUGAGGUGGCUCUGCUAGUGACUUGUUUAAAGGCGCUAUCAGGUACAGUUUCCUGCAUAGAUGUGGUGCAUCACGAGUCUCUUCUUUCUUCUAUAUUUGGAAUGAACCAAGUUCUUUCUCUUCAUUCAGCUCUAGAAAGUAUUGGUCAUUUGGUUCCUCUUGCUCCCAUGAGAUUAUUGUCAUUAGUCGUCCAAAGAAUGCCAAGGCAAUAUGAUAAUGAAGCUGUCAUCAUGACAUAUGUGGAGAACAUGUUCAAGCUGGAGAGUGGUAGUAUGGGACAACUUGUUGGGAGCACAAUGUUUACGGCGGUAGUGGACAGACUAUUAGAUUUGGAUUUGGAGAUCGGGUGGGAGGAUAUUCUACAAGAAGACUCUAGCAAAGGCAUUUUUGAGAUGGAAUUAGAAGAUUUGGAAGAAGAUGAAGAGGACUGGAAUGACGAAGGUGGUGAGCUUCCAGGAAAGCAUUUAAGCAGAAGCAGUCUGCGAGGAAAUAUAAUUGCUGAGAAAUUGGAUAGCUUGUUGGUGUUGACUUUUGAGUAUCUGGAAUCCUGUCAAGGGCGUGGCCGGUUGCUUGAGGUGUUCGAGACUCUUCUUCAUUCUUUUCGAAUCACUGUUCUGAAUGCAUACAAGUCCAAGUUUUCACAGUUUGUGAUGUUCUAUGCCUGCACGCUGGAUCCUGAGAACUGUGGUGUGAGAUUUGCUCGAAUGCUUCUAGAUAUUUUUGUUUGCCAUGAUCACCCGCCAAAUACAAGGAUGAGUGCAGUUGCAUAUCUUGCUAGCUAUCUGUCCCGCGGAAAGUUUCUCUCUACCAGUUACAUUACUACAAUGUUGAAAAGGUUGGUUGAUUGGUUUGACUAUUGCAAAGUUCAGGAUGAGGACGUUAAUCCACUAGCUCAUGAAGUUUUCUAUGCUGGCUGCCAGGCUAUUAUGUAUGUGCUUUGCUUUCGAAUGUGGUCAAUGAUGAGCAUUCCACGGCUGAAGUCACAGCUUUUCCUUAUGCCGAUAGAAACAAUCCUAAAGCACAAACAUCCAUUGAAGGUAUGCCUCCCAUCUGUAGUGGGGGAAUUUCUUAAACAGGCAAGAGCAGCUAGGCUUUUUACGGUGUCUAAGACAUCUAUCUCUGAUGACAUCCUGGAGACUGAACUUUCAAGGGCUUUUGGUGGACUGGAGAGGCUAGACACGUUCUUUCCUUUUGACCCGUGUUUAUUGAAGAAAAGUGACAGAUUCAUCCGGCCAAACUUCAUAUUUUGGUCAAUGGUCAAAACUACGUAUGAUGACGAUGAAGACGAAGACGAAGAUGCGGAAGGUAGCAGCGACGAAGAUGGAGAAGAGUCUGUUGAUGGCGCAGUGGAGAACAGAGGCGACGGAAUGGCUACAAGUUUUGACGAGCGAGAUAUUGAUAUGGAAGAAUUUGACUAUGCGUUGAAUAAGAUGUCCAUUACACCGAAGCAGUCCUCGAUGUACAGGUUCGGCAGUGGACUAGAUGAGCUUGUACGAAUGCCGUCGAGGAUAAGACCAUCUACCAGUCCGGAGUCAUUGUGAAAUCAGUUGAUGGUCACCAAUUCUUUCAGAAGCCGGAAGAUAGUGCUGCCC
This is a messenger RNA of Eucalyptus grandis, 1638 nucleotides long. RefSeq names its product RNA polymerase I-specific transcription initiation factor rrn3-like. Gene Ontology annotation, cellular component: nucleus. Gene Ontology annotation, molecular function: RNA polymerase I general transcription initiation factor activity; RNA polymerase I core binding. The record is from RefSeq and is a predicted model, not a curated record. Gene Ontology annotation, biological process: transcription initiation at RNA polymerase I promoter. NCBI's taxonomy places the organism in Eukaryota, Viridiplantae, Streptophyta, Magnoliopsida, Myrtales, Myrtaceae.